ACCUUAGGAACCUAACUUGCUUCGAGCUUGCUUCCUAUCGUGCCUCUUGUCCUUCCCCAUCCCUCACCGUACAUCACAUCAAAGGGUCAAAAUGCACUGCAAGCGUGUUGCCUUUGGCCUCCUGGCCGCCGCCGCGGCUGUCGCCGCCGCUGACGAUUCGGACGUCACCCAGCUCAAGAAGGACACCUUCGAUGACUUUGUCAAGACCAACGACCUCGUCCUUGCUGAGUUCUUUGCUCCCUGGUGCGGCCACUGCAAGGCCCUCGCUCCCGAGUACGAGGAGGCUGCCACGUCCCUGAAGGAGAAGAACAUCAAGCUCGCCAAGAUUGACUGCACUGAGGAGGCCGACCUCUGCCAGACCUACGGCACGCUCGUCGUCGUCGUCGUCUUCCUCCUCCUGCUGCUCCACCUUUUGCUGCCCAAACCGGGCCAGCGCCGCCGCGGCACGCAGCUCCCUGCCCCUCGCACUGCCAGCAACCCUCGGCUUGGCGGCCGUCUUCCUGCCCUUCUCGAGCUCGCUCUUGACGGCCUCGUCGGCGCCGAGUGCGACGCCGUUGGCGCCAAACUUUUUCAGGAUGCGCCUCUCCUUCUGCUCCCGUCUCUGCCUGCUGUCUCUCUGCUCACCAAGGACACCCUUGAGGAGUUCAAGACUGCCGACAAGGUCGUCCUCGUCGCCUACAUUGCCGCCGAUGACAAGGCCUCCAACGAGACCUUCAACAAGGUCGCCGAGAGCCUCCGCGACAACUACCUCUUCGGCGGUGUCAACGAUGCCGCCGUUGCCGAGGCUGAGGGCGUCAAGGCCCCUGCCAUUGUCCUCUACAAGUCUUUCGACGAGGGCAAGACCACCUUCUCCGACAAGUUCGAGGUCGAGGCCAUCGAGAAGUUCGCCAAGACCUCCGCCACUCCCCUGAUUGGCGAGGUCGGCCCUGAGACCUACUCCGGUUACAUGGAGGCCGGCCUUCCCCUGGCCUAUAUCUUCGCCGAGACGGCCGAGGAGCGUGAGGAGCUCUCCAAGGCUCUCAAGCCCAUCGCCGAGAAGCAGCGUGGUGUCAUCAACUUCGCCACCAUUGACGCCAAGUCUUUCGGUGCCCACGCCGGCAACCUGAACCUCCAGGCUGACAAGUUCCCUGCCUUCGCCAUCCAGGAGACGGUCAAGAACCAGAAGUUCCCCUUCGACCAGGAGAAGAAGAUCACCGUCGAGGAGAUCACCUCUUUCGUCGAUGACUUCGUCGCUGGCAAGAUCGAGCCCAGCAUCAAGUCUGAGCCCAUCCCCGAGACCCAGGAGGGUCCCGUCACCGUUGUUGUGGCCAAGAACUACGAGCAGAUUGUGCUUGACGACACCAAGGAUGUUCUCAUUGAGUUCUACGCCCCCUGGUGCGGUCACUGCAAGGCUCUGGCCCCCAAGUACGAGGAGCUCGCCACCCUCUACAGCGAGAGCGAGUUCAAGGACAAGGUUGUCAUUGCCAAGGUUGAUGCCACCCUGAACGACGUUCCCGAUGAGAUCCAGGGCUUCCCCACCAUCAAGCUGUACCCCGCCGGCGGCAAGUCUGAGCCUGUCACCUACUCGGGCUCCCGCACUAUUGAGGACCUCAUUGAGUUUGUCCGUGACAACGGCAAGUACAAGGCCGAGGCCUCCAAGAAGGAGGAGGUUGUUGCCGAGGAGAGCCAGGCCGCGCCCGCCGCCACCGAGGGUGAGGCCGCCAAGGAGUCUGACGAGUCUCACGAUGAGCUGUAAACGAUUUACUGGGAUAAAAUUGGGUUUUGCGUGAAAGGAGGGGGCCAUGUCCCGGAUAGGACUUUUGAUACCUCCAUGUUCUUCAGUUAGUUCACGAUGCAUCCAGAUGGGGUAAUGCAAAUCAUGAAUC
Verticillium alfalfae VaMs.102 is the source of this 1865-nucleotide messenger RNA. Its product is annotated as disulfide-isomerase. The transcript has 5 exons. Gene Ontology annotation, biological process: protein folding; response to endoplasmic reticulum stress. Gene Ontology annotation, molecular function: protein disulfide isomerase activity. The coding region runs from base 92 to 1735 and encodes 547 amino acids. The record is from RefSeq and is a predicted model, not a curated record. NCBI's taxonomy places the organism in Eukaryota, Fungi, Ascomycota, Sordariomycetes, Glomerellales, Plectosphaerellaceae. Gene Ontology annotation, cellular component: endoplasmic reticulum.